AUGCGCUUUGGUUCUCGCAGGUUGUAUAUAACUCUUGCCGGGGGUGGUAUUAUAGGAGGGACGGCUUAUUGGUAUGGGACUUGCAGAAACAGAGCGAACAGCACAGCACCACGUCAACUCUCUGCUGACGAGUUUAACGCCUUACAGGACAAGGAUCUCCUCACUGAAGCAUUCCGAGCAACACAUCUACCAUGGAGCGGAAGCACUCAACGCAAUGGACAACAUCAUAAAGGGCAGGACUUUAGCAUGACACUUUAUCGCCUCUUGGGAUGCCCGUACUGUGCUAAGGUAGAAUGGGUGCUGCGUUACCAUUGUGUCCCAUUUGAAAUAGUAAAUGUUGACACACUCUCUGGCGAAGGGAUUCCAGAUUCUCGAUACACUUUAGUGCCUCAAAUACGAUUGACUCGAAUGGAAGAUAGUUCUCAUCCUGUCUCUGGAGAGGAUGGGGAGGGAGUCUAUGUGGUGGAUUCUCAGAAGAUUAUUUCCUCAUUAUCUGUUCCUUUGGGAUUUGCUGAACAGCUUGAGAAUCAACGGGUCUUGGAAACACGCCAGUGGAUUACAGAACGGUUUCAAGCCGUGAGUUUUGUAGUUACUAAUGGUACUUGGAGAGAUGCAUUUGCUUCUUAUCCAUAUGUAACCCCAACACGUUAUCACAAUAUAUUUUUUCAUGUAUUUGGGGCAUCUGUCCUAUGUGUCCUCUCAAAGUACAAGAUUCAACCAAGUCUUAAGUCUCAGAAAUCUGAUAUGAGUGAAGCACCACCCAAGGAUACACAUGUGUGGCUGCGUAAAGAGUUGGAAUUCUUUUCUUCACGUUUACAGGAUGAUCCUAGCCAAAAAUUUCAUGGCGGUAAAGAACCAGAUAUAGCGGAUGUGGAAAUGUAUGCAGUUACACGUAUUAUUGAUGCCCAUCCUAGACUGAGGAAUAUUCUACAUGAAGGGGAUAUUGGAGAGUGGAAUGCUGCAAUGGAUGAUGUGAUGCAGAGGCGCAUAGCGAAGAACGCUUGA
Trypanosoma theileri is the source of this 1005-nucleotide messenger RNA. RefSeq names its product glutathione-S-transferase/glutaredoxin. The transcript has a single exon. The record is from RefSeq and is a predicted model, not a curated record. Gene Ontology annotation, cellular component: mitochondrion. NCBI's taxonomy places the organism in Eukaryota, Euglenozoa, Kinetoplastea, Trypanosomatida, Trypanosomatidae. Bases 1 to 1005 code for a protein of 334 amino acids.